Drosophila montana is the source of this 1374-nucleotide messenger RNA. RefSeq names its product Peptidoglycan recognition protein LF (gene PGRP-LF). The record is from RefSeq and is a predicted model, not a curated record. The transcript has 4 exons. The coding region runs from base 95 to 1219 and encodes 374 amino acids. Gene Ontology annotation, biological process: peptidoglycan catabolic process. Gene Ontology annotation, molecular function: zinc ion binding; N-acetylmuramoyl-L-alanine amidase activity. Lineage: Eukaryota; Metazoa; Arthropoda; Insecta; Diptera; Drosophilidae.
CAACUUGCUUUGCUCGGAUUCAGUUCACAACGGGCAACCGGCUUGACAAGACAACAACGCUGCGAUCUCUGGAAAUUUUUGGGCGAUUGUCGAAAUGAAGAUCCAACAAACUGCGCCGGGCAUCGAAGAUCAAGCGCCGACUACAAAUGUGAAACAGCUGCGGGGUCUGAUAUGGAUGUGCGCCAUUCUCUUGAUAUUGGUUGCCACCGCUGCCGCCUACUUUGUGUGGCUGAUGAGCCAAAACAACGUACUGGCUAACAAUUCUUUACGUAUACUCGAUCGCAGCGAGUGGCUCGGGGAACCACCGAGCGGAUUCAAGCUGCUAAGAACCCCCGUAUCCAAUGUAAUAAUACAUCACACCGCUACCGAGGGAUGCGAUACAGAGGACGUGUGCAUCUAUCGUAUGCGCAUGAUACAGUCCUUCCAUAUGGGCUCCCUUGGCUUUACGGAUAUUGCAUAUAACUUUCUGAUCGGUGGCGAUGGCAUAGUCUACGUGGGCCGCGGUUGGCACGCACAGGGCCAGCACAUUAAUGGAUAUGGCCCCGUGUCACUUAGCAUUGCUUUUAUUGGAACCUUUGGUAAUGAGGCGCCACCGGAUCACCAGGUGCGUGCUGCCAAACGACUGAUGGAUGAGGGCGUUCGAUUGCAUAAGCUGCACCCGGAUUAUCACAUCUAUGCACACAGGCAAUUGAGGCCUACUGAGAGUCCCGGACAGAAACUGUUUGAGCUUAUGCAGCACUGGCCACGCUGGACCGAAGACGUGACCGCGCUACGCAGACUCAACAACGCGCCGCUUAGGUUUGUUGCACGUGCUGCUUGGCUAGCUCAGCCAGCUUUGGAAGCGCUGCCCCCCUUGGCGCUGCCUGCCAAAAACGUGCGCUUUGUGACCACCUCAACAGAGUCCUGCGAUACGCAGGCAUCGUGCACCUUUAGAAUGCGCUACCUGCAAUCCCUGCACAUUGAGAGUCUGGACAAACAGGACAUCAACUACAACUUUGUGGUGGGCGGCGAUGGCAGCGUUUAUGUGGCCCGGGGCUGGGACGCCAGCUGUGAGGCGGACUCCACAGAUGAGCCGCCAUUCAAUGGACUCACUGUGGGCUUUCUGGGCAUGUCCAAGCCCAGUGCAAGUCAAACGAAAGUCGCUCAAGAGCUGCUGGCUCAGGGCAUCAAGUUGGGCAAACUGGCGGAGGAUUUUCAACUGAUAGAUGAACUGAAAUAGAGAAAAAACUGUACAAACACUCUCUCAUUUGCCAGUGCCAUAAGGCUGGGUAUUCUGUCCGUGUAGUCAACCAAAUAUUAUUUUAAAUUAAUUUAUAAAGAUUUCACGUUUGCUGCGCAUAUCUCGAUAAAUUAAAACCCUUCUUUAGAUAUAAA